Molecule: messenger RNA, 1557 nt
Organism: Saprolegnia parasitica CBS 223.65
Lineage: Eukaryota; Oomycota; Saprolegniomycetes; Saprolegniales; Saprolegniaceae
Exons: 7
Coding region: 1-1557 (518 amino acids)
Biological process (GO): chromatin remodeling
Cellular component (GO): nucleus
Molecular function (GO): histone demethylase activity
Source: RefSeq, a predicted model, not a curated record
AUGUACUGCGGCGACAGCGAGGCGCGCGACGUCCAAGCCGCCACGAAGCGCAGCCUCUACGACAAGUCGAUGCAUACCGAUGCGCCGGAGCUGCCCGAGUGUCUCGUCUUCCGCCCGACGCUCGCCGAGUUUGCGACGCCGGCGGCCUACAUUCGGUCGAUUGCCGCCCAAGGCCGGACAACAGGGAUCGCCAAGAUCAUUCCGCCCGACGGCUGGUCGCCGCCAUCUCAGAUCGACUUGGACGACAACACGGUGAAGAUGAAGACCGAGCUCCAGCGCAUUGACCUGCUGCAACAAGGCGUCCCGCACAAAGAAGGACCCGUUCGGACGCUUCGUUCGUACCGCGCGGCGGCCGCAGCGUUCGAGGCGCAGUGGUUCCAGGCGCAUGGCAUGGACGCAAAUACUGCGACACCGCGCGAGAUUGAGCGUGCGUACUGGAAGCUUGUCCUUGCGCCGUCCGAGGAGACCGAGGUCGAGUACGCCAACAACGUGAGCAUCCGUGAUCUUGGCAGUGGGUUUCCCAAGCCAUCCGACCACGUCCAAGCGUCGCUUCGAGCCAACGUGCCGGAGGAGGUCCAUUUCGCAGACCCGGCGUACUAUGCGAAGACGGCGUGGAAUCUGCAGAACUUGCCGUUCGCCGCUGGCUCGGUCCUCAGCUACGUCGACGCGGACAUCGAAGGCAUCAACGUCCCAUGGCUCUACUUUGGCAUGCUCUUCUCGACCUUUUCGUGGCACGUCGAAGACAACUUUCUCUACAGCAUCAACUACAUGCACCAUGGCGCACCCAAGCAUUGGUACGGCGUUGCAGCGUCGGACGCCGAGAGCUUGGAGGCCGCACUCAAGGCCAAUGUCAUCGAGACCGUUCGGCGCGACCCGACCUUGCUCGACCAGCUGGUGACGCUGGUCUCGCCGCAUCUUUUGCAGCAGUGCGGCAUCCAGGUCUUCAAGCUUCUCCAGAUGCCAGGCGAGAUGGUCGUGACGUUCCCGCGCGGGUACCACUGCGGGUUCAACCAAGGCUUCAACUGCAACGAGGCCGUCAACUUUGCCGUCGCCGACUGGUUCCCGGAAGCGCGGCUCAGCGCCAUGUGGUACCGCAAGCGCCGGCGCGGCAUGGUCCUCCCGUACGACCGCUUCAUGUACUGGCUCAGCCUUCGCCACCCGCUCCACGACAUGCUGCCCGAAGAUGGCGAAAAGCUGCUCGAUGCGUUGCUGCGCCUCCGCGACGACGAGCGCAAGGGUCGGCUUGCGCUGCGCCACAAAGGAGUGGUCCGCACGGCAGGCGUCGACGUCGGACGAUUGCCGCUCACCAAGGACGUGCUGGACUAUGACGACGCGCGCCGCCGCUGCUGCGUGUGCCAGUACACCGUCUUCUUCUCGGGCGUCAUCUGCACGUGCUCGGACACGAAGCUCGCAUGCUCCGCGCACGCGACGACCAUGUGCAGCUGCGCGUCAACGUCCAAGACGCUCGUGGUCUUUGUGUCGAUGAACGCGCUUGCUGCGACCAUCUCGGCGCUGCAAGACCGCGUCGCCGCCCUCUCGAGCCACGUCGCCGUCUGA